Messenger RNA from Talpa occidentalis (Iberian mole), 1782 nucleotides. It is a transcript of the gene IRGC, whose product is annotated as immunity related GTPase cinema. NCBI's taxonomy places the organism in Eukaryota, Metazoa, Chordata, Mammalia, Eulipotyphla, Talpidae. The record is from RefSeq and is a predicted model, not a curated record. The transcript is spliced from 2 exons. Bases 317 to 1711 code for a protein of 464 amino acids. Gene Ontology annotation, cellular component: membrane. Gene Ontology annotation, molecular function: GTP binding; GTPase activity.
AGGGGAAUCAGACCUGGUGGUGGGGGUGGCACAGGUGGCCAAGGAGAUAAUGGGGAGGCGGAGACAUGUGGCUGGAGGAAGAGCAGCACUUCAGAGGACCCCAAGGAGCCCAGGGACCUGGGCUCGAGUCCUGGCCAUGGCUCUCAGCAACACGUCACUUGUCUGAGUGUCAGCCCCUCUGUGUCCAGUGGGGACAGUGAUCCUGGACGGGAGCAGUUCUUCAGGGCUCUGAAGAGUCAUAGUGAGGAAACGCUGAGGACCUCUAGUUGGGGGGACUCUCUUCCAUCCCCCAUCGCCCUCUGAACCGCUGGUGACCAUGGCUACUUCCAAGGUGCCAGCGGUGUCCAGGGAUGAAGACACCACCAUCCUCAUGGCCAAGGAAGAGCUGGAGGCCUUGAGGAGCGCCUUUGAGUCCGGCGAUCUCCCCCAGGCUGCCUCUCGCCUCCGGGAGCUGUUGGCCUCCUCCGAGUGCAUCCGCCUGGAGGUUGGUGUCACAGGCGAGUCUGGCGCUGGCAAGUCCUCCCUCAUCAAUGCCCUUCGUGGCCUGGGGGCCGAGGACCCCGGGGCGGCGCUCACCGGCGUCGUGGAGACCACCAUGCAGCCCUCCCCCUACCCGCACCCACAGUUUCCCGAUGUGACCCUGUGGGACCUGCCGGGGGCAGGCACUCCGGGCUGCCCCGCCGACAGAUACCUGAAGCAGGUGGACUUCAGCCGCUAUGACUUCUUCCUGCUGGUGUCCCCCCGCCGCUGCGGGGCCGUCGAGACCCGCCUGGCCGCCGAGAUCCUGCGCCAGGGCAAGAAGUUCUACUUCGUGCGCACCAAGGUGGACGAGGACCUGGCGGCCACCCGGACCCAGCGUCCCUCGGGCUUCAACGAGGCUACGGUGCUGCAGGAGAUCCGCGACCACUGCGCUGAGCGUCUGCGGAUGGCGGGCGUGGCGGACCCGCGCAUCUUCCUGGUGUCCAACGUGUGGCCUGGUCGCUACGACUUCCCGCUGCUCGUGUCCACCUGGGAGCACGACCUGCCGGCCCACCGGCGCCACGCGGGCCUGCUGUCGCUGCCUGACAUCUCGCUGGAGGCGCUGCAGAAGAAGAAGGACAUGCUCCAGGAGCAGGUGCUCAAGACCGCGCUGGUGUCCGGAGUCAUCCAGGCCCUGCCCGUGCCGGGGCUGGCAGCUGCCUACGACGACGCCCUGCUCAUCCGCUCGCUGCGCGGCUACCACCGCAGCUUUGGCCUGGAUGACGACUCGCUGGCCAAGCUGGCGGAGCAGGUGGGCAAACAGGCGGGGGACCUGCGCUCGGUCAUCCGUUCGCCGCUGGCCAACGAGGUGUCUCCCGAGACCGUCCUGCGGCUCUACUCACAGUCCUCUGAUGGAGCCAUGCGGGUGGCCCGUGCCUUUGAGAGGGGCAUCCCCGUGUUCGGUACCCUGGUGGCCGGGGGCAUCAGCUUCGGCACCGUCUACACUAUGCUCCAGGGCUGCCUCAACGAGAUGGCCGAGGACGCCCAGAGGGUGCGCAUCAAGGCCCUGGAGGAGGACGAGCCGGAGCCCAAGGACAGCUUGGAGGCUGCAGGGGACAAUGGCGUGGAAAAGCACGGGUCCGGAGAGGGAAUCGGCGAGGACGCCCCGCUCUCUGCCCGCCGAAAGCUGGGCCUCCUUCUCAAGUACAUUCUUGACAGCUGGAAGAAACGUGACUUCUCAGAGGAGAAAUAAAAACGCAGUCCCCAACCAACCCCCUGCCUCACCCACAAACCAAGCCUUAACAAAAUCGACCAAACAAACAA